Staurois parvus is the source of this 359-nucleotide messenger RNA. The record is from the annotation of a GenBank genome assembly. Lineage: Eukaryota; Metazoa; Chordata; Amphibia; Anura; Ranidae.
GGGACCCCGCGCAAUAGGGGAUCAUGGGGCCCCUGUGUCCUUGCCCAAACUCAAAAAAGCCUAUGAAAAAGGUACCAGGGGCAUCUCAUGGGGCCCCCUACUGACCCCGGGUCCUCGGGCAAUUCAUACACAACAAACUGUGACGCCCAUUUUUCUGCUUUCAACACAUCAGUUUCAGGGCAGGGGCGGACUGACAACUCAUGGGGCCCCUGGGCAAUAGGGCAUCAUGGGGCCCCCUUUUCCUUGCCUAAACUCAAAAAAGCCUAUGAAAAAGAUAAUAAGGGCAUCUCAUGGGGCCCCCUACUGACCCCGGGUCCUCGGGCAGUGCCUGAGUUUCCAAAUGGUCAGUAAACCCUUGC